Messenger RNA from Penicillium manginii, 2820 nucleotides. RefSeq lists its product as uncharacterized. Gene Ontology annotation, biological process: cell surface receptor signaling pathway. Bases 1 to 2820 code for a protein of 939 amino acids. The transcript has 5 exons. The record is from RefSeq and is a predicted model, not a curated record. Lineage: Eukaryota; Fungi; Ascomycota; Eurotiomycetes; Eurotiales; Aspergillaceae.
AUGUCCGAUCCGUUCUCGAUCGCAAGUGGUGCGGUCGGUAUCAUCUCACUAGGUAUCCAGCUAUGCAAGCAAAUCACCGAGUACGUGGAGGCAUUCCGCGACUAUGACGCCGAAAUCGAGAGUAUCGGCCUGAAAGCCGAAUCACUGAAAGGACCACUCAAACAACUACGCGAUUUUAUAGAAGACACCCAGGUAACGAACUCUGAAACUGCAAAUGACAUAGCCGAGAAGGCGUCGCAGCUUGAGCGGCAUUUGAAAAGACUUGAGAAUAGGCUCGCCAAGGCCAAGCCUGUCAUUUCAGAUAGUCUGAAAGAAAAGCUCAGGAACAAAUGGAAGAAUGUGGCCUAUCCAGUUCGCGCACGAGAUGCCUUGCGAGAUAUCAAGGAUGAUCUGGAUAGUGUACAAUCGACGAUACAACUCGCCUUGACAAUAUUCAAUGCCCAGCAGGCACAGAAGACAAAUUGCUUCCAAGAAAAUACAUUCAAACUCGUGCAGGAUAUUCAUGUUACUUUAUCUACCUUUCCGAGAGAUAACAUGCCAGCACCUUCAUUGCUCAAAUCACUGUGUGAUCGUUGUGGUGAAUGCGCUAGUCUCGCCGACUCAAAUUCACAAUCCGAUCUCAUCACCCAAAGUGAUGAUUUCGACCUGGAUAUCGAAGCUCGUCUGUUGGCAAUGACACCAUUCACUAAGUGCGCCCGCCGUGAAGACUCAGCCAAGAGAUUGUUUCAGUAUUAUAGUGGCUGGCUUCAUCGAAAGAUCACUCUCUCAGUCUCGCUUUCAAAUGGAGCGGGGGUAUAUUCCAUUUCACCGGUUUUGGAGGUGCAGGUCUAUCGGGGCGAAGACUGUUGGGCGGAAAAAGUAAUGCACCUCGGCCGCUUGAUGAAGAUUGGACUCAUGGAUGAUCCUGAAUUGCUACAGCGGUCUGAGAAAGAAUUGAUCAGUGAUUUUCAAAAGGCCAUUUCGGCAGGGGAAGUUGGACUUGAUGAUAUAACGAAAGAAGGAGUCUCGGUUGUUGAGUGGGCUUUCUGGUUGGUGAACGUUUAUCCAAACAGGGAAACCAACUCGGGCCGAUACUUAUUGUCCCAAUUUAUGCGGUUCGCGAUUGAGUGUGGUUACAACAUCCGCAACUCCACCCGUAACUUGAUUAUGAAAAUCAUUAUAAAUCAAAAAUGGGGAGAAGGCGAUCAUAUACUUGCCUUGUACCUCAUUAAUAAUGGUGCUAUUGUGGAUUUCUUGCCCUAUACGCGAUUUGGGAAGGAAAAUCUUCGCUGCCUCCUCCUGGUGGACCUACCCGAAAUUGUCAAAAUACUGAUGCUAGAAUCGGAGCAGGAACUGCGAGAAGCGUUACAAUGCGGGAGUACGAACUUGGCCAAUGAACGCAUAAAGCAUUUAUCAUUGCUCGAAUUGGCAGUAGGAUGGCCUGAUGGUGUUCAUAUCCUCUUGGAGUUUGGGGCCGAUGCCUCUCAGGCAAGACUGGGAUACUGUCCAUAUUCGACGUCUGAUACCACUGAUUUUGAUUGUGGCGAUUACUGUGAUUCAAUUAUUCCUUUGUUGCAAGGUGGAUGCAAUUUUCAAAACUUUGACAUAUACUUCUGCACGUCAAAAAAGGCCCGGUUACUCCUGAUUAAUGAGUACAGGAAUCGUCGGAAAAGGCUAUAUGAUAUGGCCCAGUCAUGCUUACCAGCAGGAUGUCUUGCUGAGAUACUCACUGAUUUUAGUGAUGAGACCAUUCUUGAUGUCCACGCACCUCGGGUAUGUACCGAGAUAAUCAGAAAUGGGUGGACGAUCCCCCACUCUCUACGGUGUGAGUUGAAAGAUCAGGGGUCGGUGUAUCAUAACGUUCCCUAUAAUCUGGAUGUCUGGGAUGAUCUAUUUCGGGCUGGCUUUCGAGACAUUGAUAUACCAGAUGCCCGUGGUUUAACACCCCUGAUGACCUGCGCUCUGGAUUACCAGCUACGUCAAGGAGCUCUGGAAUGGCUUGUUAAUAAAGGGGCAUCCAUUUUGAAAAAGCUACCGUUUUCGAAUACAACAAUUGCUCAUGUCGUGGGCUCUCAGCUCGCUAGCCACCUUGAAAGUACGGUUCGCUCUGACAUGACCUCUAGCAAAGGCAUGCUUGAAUCGCUACCGUGGACCAAAAAGAACAAAGGCACCAUUGUGCUAGUUCCGUUUGUGAAAGACUGCUGUACCUGCCGAUGUUGCGCUGGAGGCUGUACCACACUUUUGGUGGCUCUUCGGAGAUCUAACAGGAUUCUGGAGUGGCCCUGGUCUCGCAGCGAUCCGCUGGCGAGGGCUCAAUAUUUCCAGCUUUUGAGUUCUCUCGUUGACUUGACAGAAACGACAUCAGAAAGAGACCACAGCAUUAUCCGAUUAAUGACAUUUGAAGCACUUGCAUUGAGACACACGUGCUGCAUUGAGAUCACGACUUGGCCGCCUUAUCAUACUUACGCGGAUUUUAUCAUGGAUAAAGAGGAGGUACAAAGUAUCCAGGACGAAGAUCAACAUUGCUAUAAGCAACUUGAUCAGCUUGUCAAAAAAUUCCAUCUUCAGUUUGACGAGCUCGAUUUGCCAAUAAUGGAAUUCCUGCGUGGUCCAUGGCAUGGUCACAUGGUUGAAGUUCUCUUGACUCGCGACUCUUACAUCGAAGGCCAUUUACCGCAGACAAGAGAACUUGGAGUAUUUUUGAAGCCCACUGAGGCUGAUGAGGUUCCUAAAUUUGUCAAUUUCCUUGGUAAUCAGGUUGAAGAGCUGGACUCUGAGCAUGUUGUUUCCGAUGAUGAGAAUGGGAAUAAAGCGAAGAAUGGAACAUCACAGUCGGCAUGA